GCUUUAAGAUUGAAAGAAUAUGACCGUUAUCAUAACGAAGUGAAUCAAACACUAAUAAAAUUUGUAGAUAAAAAAUUGGUUAACAAUGAAUAUUUUAAAUGUGAAGACCCAAACACUGCUGGAGAUGAUGAAGAAUACAGACAAGUUAUUGAAAAAAAUAACACAAGAUUAGAUGCAAUAGAAAAGAAGUUUAAUGAAUGUCUUACAAACACGUAUGAAUAUCUUAUGCGGUGGGAAGCCAGAUGGAAAUAA
Molecule: messenger RNA, 252 nt
Organism: Trichomonas vaginalis G3
Lineage: Eukaryota; Parabasalia; Trichomonadida; Trichomonadidae
Exons: 1
Source: RefSeq, a predicted model, not a curated record